AUGAGCCCAAGUACGCCGGAUGCGGGCGACAUCCUCCGCGAAGAUAACUACUUCGUGUGGGAGUUCAACGCAAGGAUGAGGCUGGCAAAGAAGGGAUUGCUAGAGCACCUAGACGCUAUGAAGGCCCCAGAAGAAGGAGACGCAAGCGCGUCAACUUGGAAAGUCAACGACAUGAAGGCCUUCGCGAUUGUGUCCACAAUGAUCAGCACAAAUCUUCAGUCAAUGGUGCGCACGGCAGAGACAACGGCAAAAGCAUGGGACAUACUGAAGACUUUCUUCCUGCGGCAAAGUAUGCACAAUCGUGUGCAGUUGCGGCGGCAACUACAUGAGUUCAAGUUGGCCAAGGGAGGAAGCAUCAUGGAUCACUUCCUGAGAUUUGACGAGCUGUGCAUGACUAUGCAAGCUGUGGGACAAGAGAUCUCACAGGAUGAGCAUUUGGUCAUCCUAUUGGGUAGUCUAACGAGAGACUAUGACCCCAUCGUCAAGAUAAUUGAGAACAUGCCCGGAAUGACACUGUUUCACGCUAAGGAAAUGCUGAGACGGGAGUACGAUGGAAUGGCGAGGACAGAACACCAAGAAAUCGCACCGAAAAGUACGCACACUUCCAAGUACAAGAAAGGUCCGCGCAGACAUAUGGGGAGAUCAAGUUCAAGAGGUGAAAAGUUCUCGGGAAGGUGUUACCGAUGUAACAAAUAUGGACACAAGCGUCAAGAUUGCAAGGCUGAACAAGUGGAGAUAGAGCGAUCUGGAGAAGAGAGAGCAUUUACUGCGUCAAGUCGGACGUCAGCUGGAUGGUUAUUGGACAGUGGGGCAAGCAGCCACAUGUGUCCCGACAGAAAUGAGUUUUCGAAUUUAAACUCACUGACGGACCCGAUCAUGAUCACCAUAGCAGACGGCAGCGAAGUGGAAGCGCAAGGUGUUGGGACAGUGCGCGUGCAACUCAAGACUGGUGAAGUGAUCAGGAUCGAAGAAACGCUAUGGGUGCCGGGCCUAGACCGAAGGCUACUGUCAAUAUCGGCAUUGUCAAAGAGGGGCCUACAAGUGAUCUUCUCAGAUCUGAGCUGUCAGAUCAGAAGUAACACGGAAGUCGUUGCCCAAAUACCAAGACGAAACAAGAUGUACGUCUUAGAGUGCAGUCCGGCUGAGGUAGCCAACGUUUGCGAAGAGACAUCUCAAGAGCAAGAAUCAGGUGACGGAUCAGGAGCGGCUGAUCUACAAGUGUGGCAUGCAAGAUUAGGUCACCUGUCAACGAAGAUGCUCAAGGGUAUGGCAGGUUGCGUCAAUGGAUUAAAGAUCAAGAAGAAUCAAGGCGUUGAAGAUGAUAUCGAGAUCUGCGAAGGGUGCAUCAUGGGUAAAGCAACCGUCAAGACGUUUCUGAAGUCACCAUACGGACACGUGAAAACCAAGGAAGUGUUGCAGUUGGUCCACAGUGAUGUCAUGGGACCUAUGGAAUCGAAGUCUCGAGGAGGAUCAAGAUUUGUCGUGACUUUUAUUGAUGAUUAUUCGAGAUAUAUAGUCGCAUACUAUAUUGAGAACAAGUCGGAAGUGACGGAUCGCUUUAUAGAGUAUAAGGCACUUAUGGAGAAUCAACUGUCCAAGAAGAUCAAGUGUAUCCAGGACGGACAACGGGACGGAAUACGUCAACAGACGUUUCUCCGGUGUAUGUCGAAAAUCUGGUAUCAUGCAUCAAACGACGGUACCCUAUUCGCCACAACAGAAUGGGCUGGCCGAACGCAUGAACAGGACACUGACAGAGCGGGCCAGAGCAAUGCUCAGCCAUAUGCAAAUGGAUAA
Peronospora matthiolae is the source of this 1794-nucleotide messenger RNA. NCBI's taxonomy places the organism in Eukaryota, Oomycota, Peronosporomycetes, Peronosporales, Peronosporaceae. The record is from the annotation of a GenBank genome assembly.